Messenger RNA from Schistocerca americana (American grasshopper), 462 nucleotides. Its product is annotated as turripeptide Lol9.1-like. The record is from RefSeq and is a predicted model, not a curated record. The transcript has 3 exons. Bases 72 to 335 code for a protein of 87 amino acids. Gene Ontology annotation, molecular function: protein binding. NCBI's taxonomy places the organism in Eukaryota, Metazoa, Arthropoda, Insecta, Orthoptera, Acrididae.
GCUGCCGUCUGCUGGUACUUAAAUGAGCGCACAGGUCGCAGAACUUCAUAUCCUGAAAGUCAAGAAUCAAUAUGGACAGGAAGACAAUCGUGUGCUUGACGGUGCUGCUGCUGGUGGCGGCGCUGAGCUCGGCGUCCGCGAAGCACCUCCGCGGCCGCGGCAGAGACGUGUGCGCCUGCCCCCGCAUCUACCGCCCCCUCUGCGGCUCCGACAACAAGACCUACGCCAACGAAUGCGUCUUUGAGUGCGACAAGAGCCUGGGCCGCGCCGCCUCAGAUGUGCGAAUCCUGCACGAAGGAGGCUGUGAUGAACCCGUACCACUUAGAAGGCUUUAAAAAGAUUGGACAUGUAUCGAGCCAUUGACAUGUGACAUUAUCCCAUUCAUUUUGAGCAAUAAAAUGUCAGAAGAUUGUUUGUUUGCCGAUCAAAGGCCUUGAAACAGAAAUAAAAGUAUGAAAGGAA